Molecule: messenger RNA, 1779 nt
Organism: Letharia columbiana
Lineage: Eukaryota; Fungi; Ascomycota; Lecanoromycetes; Lecanorales; Parmeliaceae
Exons: 3
Coding region: 1-1779 (592 amino acids)
Source: RefSeq, a predicted model, not a curated record
AUGCAAAUUGAGAUCAACGAGCCAAAAGAAGGGGAUUACUUGUCUGUGAAGCAAGAUGGGGAAGACUGGCCCAUCCUAAUCUGUGACGAAGAGAUGGUGCAGACUUUCUUCACCCGUUCGCCACGGCCGGGGAAUGCACGACAGGCAGACGGGACUUGGGGGAAAGAGUACAAGGCAGGUGGCCCUUCGAUCAGUGAUAGACGCUUCCCAGCUAUCUUCCUGGGGACGUUGAAAUUUAUCUGGGUGCCCUUGAAAGGUCUCGAGCCAAUCGAUAUUGACAUGGGCCGAGCCAUUCGAGACUCUACUUCAAACCCUUUGCUUGCGAAAGCUUGGAUGGAGUACAUUAGCCAGUAUAGAGGGGACAAGAUUGUCGAAUGGAAAUGCAUUGAUCACUGGAAAGCAAGACUCCACGCGCAGCGUCUGGACAAAACUACACCUGGCGGAGUCAAGAAAGAGGGGUUGACUGCUGGGAAGACGCCCGAAGGUCGCAAGCGCAAAGGCACGCCCAAGUUCAGAUAUCCUCCCGGGUACCGCAACGAGGAAUCAGAUGAUGAAGAAUCAGAUGACCUCUUCCUCAAAGGUAACACCGCUGGACCAAAGAUCAAGCGAGAAUCCAACAAUUCGAUCUCUUCUGAGGAAAUGGAUGCUUUGUAUGGUGAUCCAGACCCGCUGUACCCGAGAUCCUCUCAGUCAAGCAAGAGAAGCAAGCUCGAUCUCUCUGGACGUUUCUCGAUGAGGCCUUCGACACCACUGAGAGCCAGCAGUGGCAGGCUUGCGACCCGAAUGCCUUCUCCUGCACGUCAUGGAACACCUUUUCGAUCGACCAACCAAAAGAUUGGGAUCAACGAUCUAAACACGGUCAUGAUAUACGUUGACAACCCACACAAGAUGUUCAAAGUCAGACGCAGCGGCUUGGAUGCGAGCCCGCUUCUGUUGAACUUUCUCACGCAUCAUCCCGAAAAUGGCUGGUAUAUCAUGUCGCCCAUGCUGUCCUCCCUUGACGCGAACGACUUCCAGCCAAUUGGCGAAUACAUUGAUCGUCGCGAGUAUCAGCCCAAUAUUUUGGAUGAAGGUACCAUACACGUCCGCCUUGAAGGUUACCUGGACCCUGAGAUGCUUCGUCACGAGAUAGUGCGCUGCGGUACGAUUUACCUGGUGGCCCAAAAACUCGAGAUGCCGGGCCUUCAGCAUCUCGCCUUCCGCAAACUCAAGGCCCUAGCGUCUCACUACCAGGCCUUGGAGAUCUUGACCGUGAUCGAGUUGCUGUUUCAGAUUGGCAGUCCGGAGGUUCGUCAAUACCUGACGCAGCAUGUCGCGGACCACUAUUGGAACCUCAUCCUCGCGGAGACCGAGAGGAUGGUUGAGACUAUGCGCGCGAAUGUGGACUUGGCGAAGGCGGUCUUUGGUAAGUUGAGCGGCCAGGAUGACAAGGUCAAGAUGGAGGAGAUUGUGAAAGAGGAGGGGAAAGAAGAGGCGGCCGAUGAGACCAAGGGAGGGGGCACCAGGGGGAAAAUAGAGGAUCUGAGCGAGGAAGGAGAGGUUGACGGGAUGAACAACAAAGCAAAAGUUGAUGGUGCCGAUGAAGAGGGUAGUAUGGUUGAAGAGAAGAAGGAGGAGGCAGGCAACCAGACCAACAAGAAGAAGAAGACUGAUGAGCCAAUCAAUCAAACAGAGGAGGAGAUGGUCAAAAAGGCACUUCGUCAGUCUGACGAGGGGCAGACCGAGGUAGACUGGGUGGAGCUGGUGCAGAAACAGUCGGACCUUUAUGAAGCUUUUUGA